GCCUAAAUGCCUUAUUCAGCACUUCGCCCAAGCAAAAGUCAUUUCUGCAGCGGAUUGGAGCAACCAGCAAAUGUUGGCGCCUGUCUAUUCUGAACACCACAUCUCUCCGCGUGCUGAGUCGCUAUCCUUAAGACCCAUCAAAUCCUGCUAGCGGAUAAGGGGCGGGGAAGAUACUGUCGCCCUAAUCUCUGGAGAGACAGCGCUUCGUGUGCAGGAGCCAUGACAGACAAGCUUCCGCCAAACCUCCUCGCGCUCUUCGCGCCUCGUCCUCCCCUGCGCUAUAUACCUCCUGCUGAUCGCGCCCCAGAUGACAUAGAACCAAGCAAGAUCGGUGGAGUGGCACAGUUCGUCGAUGAGCUACAGAAAUAUGGCGAAGAGGUGCCCUACAAUGCCACUGAGAGCUGGCUUCAGCGGAAGGCGAGGCUGAAAGAGGAGAAGAAAGCAAAGCUUGAGAAACAUCUUACUGAGGGUCUUAAGGAGUAUAAUCCCAAUAAUGACCCUCAAGUCCGAGGUGAUGCUUUUAAGACGCUGUUCGUGUCGCGGCUUAGCUACGAUGUGACAGAAGCUGAUUUGGAACGGGAGUUUGGCCGUUUCGGUCCGAUCGAACGGAUUCGAAUUGUCGUAGAUACUCACAAUCCAAAGAAGAACCCUAAGAAACCACACAGAGGCUAUGCUUUUAUCGUCUAUGAGCGUGAGCAGGAUAUGAAGGCGGCCUACAAAGAGACAGAUGGUAUCCGUAUCAAAGACCGCCGCGUAUUAGUCGAUGUUGAGCGCGGUCGUACGGUGAAAGGCUGGAAGCCACGCCGGUUUGGUGGUGGUCUAGGUGGGAGAGGAUAUACCAAAUCCAUGCCCGCCCGUCCAAUGGGUCCAGGUGGCUUCGCGCCCUCCGGUCCAGGUGGGUUCCGCGGCGGUGGCUUUGGCGGGAGAGGUGGGUUCCGUGGUGGGUUCCGUGGUGACCGUGGAUUUGGUGGACGAGGUGGUAUUGGAUACCAGGGCGGGCCAGGUGGCCGCAGCGCAUUUGGCGCCUCUAAUGGAGUUGGUGGCCAGGCACCGCCAAAUGCGCCUUCAGGUCCAGGCGGGGGACGCAGUGGAGGCUAUGGAGGUGGUGCAAAUGGGCAUGAUGGCAUGGGUGGGUAUGGUGAUUCUAGACGAGGUGGUGCCUAUGAUGAUAGAGCAGGACAUCGUGGAGGUGGUAGGCAUGAACGAGAAGCUCGCGGUAUAACUGGAAGCAAUCGUGAGCCGGUAAGACCCCGUGAUGGAUUUGGGGACCGUGACCGUGACCGUGAUCGUGACAGGGACCGGGACCGGGACCGGGGUGGAGACCGUGGUAGGGGGGGAGAUAGGGACAGAGACCGUGAUUACCGAGACAGAGACCGCGAUCGCGAUCGGGAUAGAGAUAGGUAUGGGCGACGGGAUGAUGAGUAUUCGCGAAAACGAUAUCACGAAGGCGACGCUUACGAUGACCCCCGGAGCAAAAGGAGAUACUGAACACCCUAUCUUCUCAUUCUACAACGACGGUUUGUUGGUGGGUAUCUUCAGUUCUUCGAUUUUCUCUUUGACCCAAUUUCGUCCGUCCAGGGUAAGGUGGAGGUAUUCGCGAAAACAACCAUUUAUCCGUUGGUCUGGUAUUGUUAUAAAAUCUUCCACUAUCCAAGAUGACGACCACGCCGAUUGCGAUCCCUGCACGCCCGCAACUCUUUUCAUAGAAUAUUUUAUUUUCUCGCCAUCAAUCGAUCCGUAGCCAUACCCCCCCACUAGGUCAUAUUUUGUCGGCUCGAUUGGAUGGCUUUGUAUGAUUUCUUAUAUUUCUCCUUUUUUCCCCGUACCUAAGUGGCACCGGGCCUUUCCUUUUCCCGAUUUCCUUUGUUUGUUUCGCUCCUUGUUGUAUUUAUUGGUGGGUAAGUAUGUAUUUUAGGAGAGCUGUUUGGGAAUGAAUACAGAAGAAAGAAAGAAACGAGGGAUGAAUGAGGGUGAAAGAGAAAGAAAUGGUGCUACUAAAGGAAGUUCGAGGUAAGAUCGGGUAAGGCUAUUUGGCUAGUCCAAAUAUUCUUCGCAUUGAUCUUUCGCAAGUUGUGCGAAUAGCUCUGUUUGCUUAUGGUUGUGCUUAUAUUCUUUUGUCUGUCUUGAUAUCUACGGUUUUUAUUUUGCGUUGACUGGUACUCACAUUGAACAUUUCUCAUGAUAGGUAAUUUGGGACUCAUAGUAGAGCAAGAAGGCUGUCAUCAUGGUUUAUUUUUAUAUAGGGAAAUUCUUUUUCGCAUCUUGAAUUCUUCGCACUUCCCAAGAAUGGCAUCCCCAAAGUCAGUAAUCCCAUAGAAAGCAGGCGAGAGGAAAUGCAAAGAAGUAAAAGUAAGAUUAAGAAAGAACAAAAACGAAAAUCACAAACGCCUUUACUCAAACUCCAUGAUCAUGCCACUUCAGAUUCCCAUUUCUAUCCUCCACAAUAUUAACAACCCCUCGACCCCCAGCCAGGAAAAAAAAUAAAAUUCAACCCGUCAACCGUUAACCGUUAACCGUCAAGCUCAAUCCGCCAUAUCCUGAUCCUUCUCCAAAAUAACAACAGACCCAUCCUGCCGAUUCCACUGUGCCUUCAUCUCGACCCUAAACUCCGCAACCGCCACUCCAAAGAUCUUCAACAACGUCGUCUGUCUCGAAUCCAACGUAUCCCCAGCCUUACACACCUGAUACCCAUCCCCAUCCAUCUCCAACACAACCUUACCCGCAAUCAACCUCGUCGGCACACCUAGCUUGCGUAGCGUCGGCUCAAUCGUGUGGCUGAGCGGCUCGUCCAGGUUGCUGGGCACCUCGCCCGCAUGUGAAUAUACGAUGCCGCUGGGGAUUGUGAAGGAGCGGGGCGUGACGGUGCCGGCGCGCGCGAAGUCGGUGGGGUGGAAUGAGUCGAAGAAAUCGAGGACUGAUUGGGGAGAGCGGGAGGUGAAGAGGAGGCCGACGGCGCCGGUUAGGUAGGGGGAUAGUUUUUCGAGAUUGGGGGCACAGGCGGUCUCGGGGGUGUUGCCGAGGGCGACGGCCAUUACUUUUGUUUUUCCGAAGAAGAGGCUGGGGGGUUGUUAGAUAUACAUGCACACAUAUAUAUUUGUCUUAGGUCGAGUAAGGGGAUAGGAUAUUACUACAUACCGGGAAUCAGAAAACUCAGUCCUCACGUCUUUUAAAUAUGUAUUCCGCAUGUUAUCCACCGAGAAUAAGAAGAUAUGAUCGUAUUGAGUGACGGCCGUUUGAAUAUUAGCGAACAACCGUCUAGUCUGCUCCUUGUGAGACUUUUUGGCGACUUUGGACUCAUGGACCAACCGCGCCCGCUUGGAGAUAGGCAUGAUGUGCGAGUAUGUGUUUUUGUGUGUGCGUAUGCGUGUGCGUGUGCAGGUGUACUCGUGAAGCUGUCGCGCCUUGGCUUAUGGGAAAUCGAGAGACUGAAGAACCAGAUGAACGGAUAUAUAUAUAUAUAUAUUAUUCCCUCUCCUCUCUAGUAAUUUUUUCU
Blastomyces dermatitidis ER-3 is the source of this 3493-nucleotide messenger RNA. RefSeq names its product U1 small nuclear ribonucleoprotein 70kDa. Gene Ontology annotation, cellular component: U1 snRNP; precatalytic spliceosome; U2-type prespliceosome. The coding region runs from base 220 to 1488 and encodes 422 amino acids. Gene Ontology annotation, biological process: mRNA splicing, via spliceosome. Lineage: Eukaryota; Fungi; Ascomycota; Eurotiomycetes; Onygenales; Ajellomycetaceae. Gene Ontology annotation, molecular function: mRNA binding; U1 snRNA binding. The record is from RefSeq and is a predicted model, not a curated record. The transcript has 4 exons.